GAGAAACGGGGUGUUGCCGCCUCUGAGACUCGCGCAUCUAUGAGUAACAGCAGCAGCAGGGAGAGGAACACAACACUCCAUCCUUCUCUCUGGGAAAAAAACAACCACUGCCGUUUCUUAAAUAAUUGACGCCGUACAAAACCUCCUGCAUUUUUAAACACAAUCAAAGUCGAGUCCUUGUGGAGAUAUACUGCACAGUGUCACCGGGAGAGAAGAAAGCGGGCGGAGAGUUUCAGCACCUCGGACAGCGAACAUGGCUCCAAUGGUGGAGGAAGGGGCUCAGCUCGUGGCAGUGCCAGUAGGUGUUGCUGUGGUGAGUGUCUUCGGCCUUGUCUUCACUGUGUCAGCCUUUGCAUGGAUCUGUUGCCAGCGUAAAAACACCAAAUCCCAGAAGACACCUCCCUAUAAGUUUGUGCACAUGCUCAAAGGGGUCGACAUCUACCCGGAGAGCCUCAGCGGUAAGAAGAAGUUUGCUGCGGCUGCCACCACCUCGAGUAAUGACUCCAGUAAAACUGAUGUUAACGGGAACUGCCACACUGCCACCACAUUGAAUCCGACCACCACCGGUAAACUGGCCUCAAGUCCAAACGGAUCCAAACCGGAACUGCAUCUGGAUCUGGAGAAACGGGAUCUGAAUGGAAACUUCACCACCAAACCAUUUCAUCACCACCACCAGAAGGUGCGCAGCUCCCCGGACCUGGAGCUGCCCUCUCCCCUUGCUGGAUACACACAACCUGGGGUGAUGGACCACCGUGAUAUACCUUCACCAUCCAGCACCCUCUCCAGCCAGGCACCCACCCCGGCUGUAGACAAGCCCCAUGGAGAGGAGAGGGAUGCUGGGCUGGGGACCCUCCACUUCUCCCUGGAAUACCAGCCGGAGAAAAAGGCCUUCAUCGUCCAUAUCAAGGAAGCCCAUGGCCUGACCCCGACUGAUGAGCAGUCCCUGACAUCUGAUCCUUACAUCAAGCUGACCCUGCUGCCGGAGAAGAAGCACCGUGUGAAGACCAGGGUCCUGAGGAAGACACUGGACCCCGCCUUUGACGAGACCUUCAGCUUCUACGGGAUCCCGCUGGCCCGAGUGUCGGAGUUGUCCCUCCACUUCAUGGUGCUGAGCUUCGACAGGUUCUCCCGUGAUGAAGUCAUCGGAGAGACCCUCGUACCCUUGUCUGGGAUCGACUUAUCCGAAGGGCGCAUGCUGAUGAGCCGGGAGAUCAUCAAGAAAAAUGUCAAGGUAAAAUCUCAAACAAUGGUGUCUUAA
Molecule: messenger RNA, 1258 nt
Organism: Notothenia coriiceps (black rockcod)
Lineage: Eukaryota; Metazoa; Chordata; Actinopteri; Perciformes; Nototheniidae
Product: synaptotagmin-4-like
Exons: 3
Coding region: 254-1258 (334 amino acids)
Biological process (GO): vesicle fusion; calcium ion-regulated exocytosis of neurotransmitter
Cellular component (GO): plasma membrane; exocytic vesicle; synapse
Molecular function (GO): clathrin binding; phosphatidylserine binding; SNARE binding
Source: RefSeq, a predicted model, not a curated record